This is a messenger RNA of Pimephales promelas (fathead minnow), 4277 nucleotides long. RefSeq names its product elongation factor for RNA polymerase II 2 (gene ell2). Gene Ontology annotation, biological process: snRNA transcription by RNA polymerase II; transcription elongation by RNA polymerase II; positive regulation of transcription elongation by RNA polymerase II. The record is from RefSeq and is a predicted model, not a curated record. Lineage: Eukaryota; Metazoa; Chordata; Actinopteri; Cypriniformes; Leuciscidae. Gene Ontology annotation, molecular function: cis-regulatory region sequence-specific DNA binding. Gene Ontology annotation, cellular component: transcription elongation factor complex.
GAGAGUUUGCACGUAUGUCAGAGGGACUAUGGUGGAGGGCUGGUGAAGAUGAUGGCAGCUCUCUGCGAGGAUGGCACAUAUGGACUCAAUUGUGGUCGCAAGAGCGACAGAAUAUCAGUUUUACAUGUCAAACUGACAGAAUCAGCCUUUAAAGCGCUAGAAAAUUACCAAAACUGUAAGAAUGCACCAUUCCCACAGGCGACGAUACGUUUUCAGGGUCUUCAAGGGCGCAUUAAAAUCCCAACAACAGAUGCUUCCGAUGGCUCUCAAAACUUCGAUUUUUAUCUGUCCAACUACGGAAAAGACAAUCCUCAAGGAAGCUUUGAGUGUAUCCACCAGUACAUAUCUAGCUCUGGGGUCCCCAAUCUGUCCUCCUUGGGAACGAUUCAGGACAAAAUGACAGUAUGUGCCACCAAUGACUCCUACCAGGUGACCAAAGAGCGCGUGACCAAAGCAGAGGAGGAUAAAGUCAAGAACAGCACCAAAUUCAUCAAACCCGGAGGACCGUUCAGAGACAAAAAAAUCCAGCAUCGAAAACCGGCCCCUUCAGCCCCCGACCCGGCUCCAGAGAGGAAGCAGACCACCCCCCUAAACCCAGCCAAUACCAUCCGCAAGUGCCUUACCAACAACCCCGUAUCACAACGUCCGUACCGGGACCGCGUCAUUCACCUCCUGGCCCUGCGCUCCUACAAGAAGCUAGAGGUGCUCGCCAGACUCCAAAGAGAUGGCAUCAGCCAGAAAGAUCGCAACUCUAUGGGCACAACACUACACCAGGUGGCCAAUCUAAACCCUAAGGAUAACUCAUAUUCGCUGAAAGACUUUAUCUUCCGUGAGGUCCAGAGGGAUUGGCCGGGCUAUACGGAGGAUGAACGGGUUCAGGUUGACAGGAUCCUGGCACGUAAAUUGGGCUUGAAUUCAGAGUCUGUCUCAUCCAGCAGCCCAACCAAAGAGCCAACAUCCCCACUGAAACAGCAACCUGAGGCCGACUUCAUCGAUCCUCUGAUGUCUAAGAAGCCUCGAAUCUCCCAUCUCAGUAACCGAGGACCUCCCUCGUCUGGUCGUCAUCCUUCGGAAACUGGGGACAAAAAACCUGGACCCACGGCCGCCUGCCCCGGACCUGCUUUUCACCCUCCACCUGUCACAGGCUCUAGUUCAAAUUCCCCCAGCACGCCGGAGGGCCGGGGGUCUCAGGAUCUGCCCCUGGACCAGAGCUCUAUAUGUGGGAACUCCUCGGAGAGCUACGCGCCCCGCAACCACACGCCAAGCCCUCCCAGCCAGCCGGUUUCCACGACCUCCCCCUCAUCCUUCUCUACCUGUACUGUCUCGACAACCACCAUCACCUCCACCACUACCACCAGCAGUGGCCCCCACGUUUCCUCUGCCGCGUCUCCUACAGCCAGCCGUGACGGCAAUGGCAGCAAAAAGCCCAAGAAGUCCAAGAAGCACAAAGAUAAAGAGAAGCGAGAAGGAGAACGAGAGAUGGACAAAGAAAAGGAUCGGAAGAGGGAUAGAGCGCAUCGCAAGGAGGAUCACUGUGACAAGGAAGCACAGCCCAGAAAGAAACACCGGAGUGAGGCAGAACAUAAACACAUUCCUGCCAACAUCAGCCACGAAUCGGACAAAGAAGCUGGUAAAGACAAGCCUGUCAAAAGCACUGAAAUGCCAAUCCCAACGAAGCCUGAUUACAUAGUUAAGUACACUGCUGUGAUAUCUAUGGAUCAGAGGCAGCACUAUAAGGAUGACUUCAAUGCAGAAUAUGAUGAGUAUCGUAUCCUUCAUGCCCGUGUUGAGAGCGUUACACGUCGUUUUACAAAACUGGACAGCAGGUGUAGGCGUCUAGCUCCAGGAACUAAAGAGUAUCAGGAAGUACAUGAACAGGUGCUGCAAGAAUACAAAAAAAUUAAACAACAUAGCCCAAACUACUAUGAAGAAAAACAGCGCUGUGAGUACCUGCACAACAAACUGGCCCACAUCAAAAGGCUGAUCGCUGACUUCGACCAGCGGAGGGCGCAGUCCUGGCUGUAGGGCACGGGACCAAGCAAACACCUCGGCCAAUCAGAGCGCUCCUCAGCCGGAGUACCAUCUUUAGGGGAGUGUGGGGAUCAAACAGCUCCUUAUUUAUUCUAUUUACAGAUCCCCCACUCGCCUGUUUCCCAUACCUGGCCGCCUUUUAUCACUCUUUUUCUGAUUUUCUUUCUUUGUUCAUUCUUUUUUUUUUCUUUUAUUCUUCAUUCUCUUUCUUUUUGAAGGACUUUUUUUGAAAGAAAAAAGACAAAGAAAAAUUAAACAUUCUUGAAUGCAAAAAGAAAAGUUACGCAAUGCAAAACCGCGGGCCUUACAACGCUUAUUUCUUGAAGCCUUUUGCACAGGGGUGAUCGAGCCAGUACAUGUGAAAAAGUGGCCAUAGAAGAGGGUGUUUCCAAGAGCCUUGAGACUUCCUUUCUCCCAGUGGCCCUGUUUUUUUUUUUUUUUUUUUUUUUUUUUUUUUUUUUUUUUUACAGCAUCAGUAUUCACGCCCACAGUGCAAAUGAUGCCUUAAGGUAUUAAUAUAGACACAUAACUAUGUGGCAUCAGUGAGACAAGCACCCGGGGCAGUGGGGAGAAUUUAUGACCUGGUCGCAGGUCCACCGCACAUUCAUGGAGAGUGAGUGAGAUAGUGAGAGAGAGAGAGUGAGUGAGAGAGAGAGAGUGAAAAAUAUUCAGUGUUUUUGUUCAUUCUUGGGAAGGAUUAUUGCGGGUCAGAAAAUACAGGAAGAGAGAGGCUCUAGAAAAAGGGUUGGAUAUAUAUACUAAAAGAGGAAAAAAACGGAAAACGAAAAUCCAAAAAAAAAGCUGCUAUUUUUUUUUUUCUUUGAACAGCCAGAGCAUUCGGGAUCAACCUGGCUCAUGUUACAUGUUCUUAAUUUGGGCCUGCUCUGUUUAAGAAAAUGAUCGAACCAUCUUAAUGGCGAAGGUGCUACUGAUUUAUGAGGAAAUGCAUCGAGCAGAGGCAGACCUGUAUAUCCAUUUCAAAUGUAUUCAUUAAUUAUUGCAAGUCUCAGAGUUAUUUAUGAAAUAUGAAUAGCAAUAUAUAUAUUAUGUUUUUUUGAAUUAAAAGGAAUUGCUGGAAUUUUGAGUAUUAAAAAAAAACUUCUCAAAUUUACGUAAAAAUAGAAGUCUUUAUUUGACGGUAUCGUGAGUGAUAAACUUCUUAAAGAUUAAGGGAAACAUUAUGUUUACAAAACCUGUGUGGUAGGAAGUUUUGCCAAAAAAAAGUAAUAGUCUUAUGUUGAUAGUCUGGAAUAAGACGCGUUUCUCUGAGCGACACUUUGGUAUUUAAAAGAAGAUGGUGGUCGAACACUUGUGGUGUCUUGGUAAUAUUUAUUUUCUUUGAUCUUUGUUUAGGGAAAAUAUCCUGAAUGCAGCUGUGUGAAUCAGCCUUGAAAAUACCAUUGCUUGCAAUUAUGCAAAUUCUCACUGGAUCAAAUAACUCCAGCGUGGAUUCUGAUUGGCUCGUUGAUUCUUGAGGCUUGCUGCAUUGUAUUUGCACAUUUUGGGAUGUCGUUUUGAGAUCUGAAAACAAGUGAUCUCUCUCGUCUUAGAAUCAUAAUUAUUCCAUUGUUAAAAGCGGGGUGUUGCUCCCUUUGUUUUCCAGUGUUGUUAAUUGAAAUUUAAAAACCCGGGUGAGCCAUUCUCAAAUUAACCAUCGACAAAUGUUGGUUUUUAGUAUUUGGGUUGGCAGAUGGCAUCUUAUCUGAUUUGUUUAGGGACUUCAUUUGUUCUCAGACUCGCCAAAAUGUUUUUGUGUGAGCUUCUGUUCAUUUUAGUCCCCAUUUAUAGACCGAUCGCAAUGUCUGAUUACAAACAAAUCCAUGUCGUCGCUAUUUAACAGAAAUUCAGCAGCACUUUACUUCACAGAUGCUUAUUUCCUCAGCUUUCAAAUAGCCUCCACACUGAACCCUAAAGAUUUUGGGAUGACACUAAAAAGUGUUGCUUGGAAGGAAGAAUGUGCAUCUACACACAACCUGGUAUCAUUGUAAUUUGGGUUGGAUGGGGAACUAUUUGGUGUGUGUGUGUGUGUGUGUGACCAACACUUGUAUUUUUUCCCUUUGGAAGAGACUGUGCCUCUGACACCACUAAAGAGAGAUGUUAAUGUUGAAUAAUAAGCCAAGAAUCUCAUAACACUGUCAUCUCUAGUUUUAAAAGUGGAUGGGGGUUGUGUCAGACUGUAAGAGUUCCUGACCUGUCCACCUAAAAUAUAUUAAAUCAGUUCAAUAAAAUGUGAACUUGACAACAUA